Pimephales promelas (fathead minnow) is the source of this 2534-nucleotide messenger RNA. RefSeq names its product splicing factor proline/glutamine-rich (gene sfpq). NCBI's taxonomy places the organism in Eukaryota, Metazoa, Chordata, Actinopteri, Cypriniformes, Leuciscidae. Gene Ontology annotation, molecular function: RNA binding. The record is from RefSeq and is a predicted model, not a curated record.
UUUGGGGCGGAGGCUCUUGAGCACGUGAUACCUCCCAUUUCCACGAUCCUCUCAGCUCUCGCGCAACCAACGGCCAUUUUACAAAGCCAGCUUGGAGAGCCGGUUAUCCACUUCUCGUCGGCAUCUAAUCGUUAGUUUUGAAUAUAGUGCGCUAUUUAGCCUAAUCUAUUACUCUCGAAAGUUUUUUUAACGGUUUUUCCUUCCCGCUUGUGAGAAAAUGUCUCGUGACCGCUCCCGUAACCGUGGAGGAUUCCAGUACCGAGGCCGCGGAGGAAUGGGAAUGGGAAUGCGUGGUGGGAUGGGAAACCCUAACUUUCGAAAUCAAAACCAGUAUCCUUAUCAAAACCGAGGACACCAUAUGGGUGGUGGGUUUAAGCCGAAUCAGGGAAACCAGCCCAACCAGGCCCCUAUAACACAGAAGCCACAGGAAUCCAAUCAGAACAAGCCAGUAGUCCAGUCACCUCCGGCGCAAGGCCCUGGUCUGGCCCAGCAAAGCAACAACAAAGGCCCUUCUCCUCAACAGACCGCCAUCGCCGCUCCGCCGAAGGUCCAGGCUCCGCCGCAGAUUCAGUCUCCACCACCACAGAAGAUCCAGUCUCCACCGCCACAGAAGAUCCAGUCUCCACCGCCACAGAAGAUCCAGUCUCCACCGCCACAGAAGAUCCAGCCUCCACCGCCACAGAAGACCCAGCCUCCACCACAGAUCCAGGCUCCACCGCCACAGAAUAACGCGAAAACCCCAGGUAUCGGUUCCCAACAGAACCAGAUCAGAAAGAACCAACCUAAAGUUGGGUUGGGGAAUGGUCAAAAACAGCCUGUUCCCAUGAAGAAAGAACCGGAAAACAUGCAACAACAGAGUACCACGAGCACCGACGGCUCUCAGCCUCAGGAAUUGAAGGCAACCCUGUCUUUGCUGCGCAAGCCUGGGGAGAAAACCUACACUCAACGUUGCCGUCUGUUUAUUGGGAACCUACCGAACGACAUCAGUGAAGCCGAAUUCAGGAAAUUGUUUGCAAAGUAUGGGGAACCCAGUGAGAUUUUCAUCAAUCAAAGCAAAGGUUUUGGAUUCAUCAGGCUGGAAUCCCGUGCUUUGGCAGAGGUUGCAAAAGCUGAGCUGGAUGAUAUUCCGAUGAAAGGCAGGCCUCUCAGAGUUCGUUUCGCCACUCAUUCUGCUGCACUUUCUGUGCGCAACUUAUCUCCAUUUGUGUCCAAUGAGCUGCUGGAGGAGGCCUUCUCUCAGUUUGGAGUGGUGGAGAGGGCUGUAGUUAUCGUAGAUGACCGUGGCCGCUCCACAGGGAAGGGCAUUGUUGAGUUUUCUUCCAAACCAGCUGCACGGAAAGCUAUUGAUCGUAUCAGUGAUGGAGUGUUCCUUCUCACGUCGUCACCCCGUCCGAUUGUGGUUGAAUUGUUAGAGCAGUAUGAUGAUGAGGAUGGUUUGCCAGAGAAACUUGCACAGAAGAACCCCAGUUAUCAGAAAGAGCGAGAUCAACCUCCUCGGUUUGCACGUCCUGGCACCUUUGAGUUUGAAUACUCCCAGCGAUGGAAGUCCCUAGAUGAGAUGGAGAAACAACAGAGGCAGCAAGUGGAAAAAAACAUACGUGAGGCCCGUGAAAAGCUGGAAGGGGAGAUGGAAGAUGCCUAUCAUGAGCAUCAAGCGAACAUGCUCAGACAGGACCUUCUUAGACGUCAGGAGGAACUUCGUCGGAUGGAAGAAAUGCACAGUCAGGAGAUGCAGAAACGUAAAGAGAUGCAACUCAGGCAGGAAGAGGAACGCCGUAGGAGAGAGGAGGAGAUGAUGCGGCAGAGGGAACUUGAAGAACAGAUGAGGCGUAAACGUGAGGAAUCUUACAGAAUGGGUGGCUUCAUGGAUAAUAGAGAAAGGGAGAUGAGAAUGAAUUCUAGUGGAGGCCUGGGGUUGACUGAUAUGUCAUUUGGGUCGCCUGGCCAGAAGUUCCCAUUGACAGGAAUGAAAUUUGAAGGGCAUCAAGGAAUGGGUGGAUCCACACCAGGGAGCAUGGCGUCCAACGAAAUGCGCAAUGAGCGUUUCCCACAAGGUGGGCCCGGUGGUCCAAGGGGCAUGGGUGCUGGAAACCCAGGAUUUGGCAGGGUCCGUGAGGAAUAUGAUGGAGCUGCCAAGAAGCCUCGCUUCUGAUCUGGCACUUUAAAAGCAAAGUUUGUGUAUGGAAUUCCAGAGGCUCAGUUCUGGAGUCACAAUUGAUGUAUUUAAGUUUGAAGAAUUUUCUUGCAAUUUUAGCCUGAAAACUCAUCCCAUUUGUGGCAAGAUCUUUUUCGUCCUAUUUUUAUUUUGUAUUCUUAAUAGGUUUAAUAAAACCAUUGAGGUCAGCGCUGGCUUAGUGCUGCUAACAUGUAAUCCACUUUCUAAUUAGUCUUUAUCUUGUCAUGUUACUUGUGUUAUGCUGGUGAAUAUUGUAAAUUUGUUCUGAUCUUUCUAUGGCUGUGUUCUGUGCCAUUCACAUUUAAAAUAAUACAUGUACAUUUUCAAUAAAGAGUGCAGUUGGUUCUCCCAAACCCCA